Molecule: messenger RNA, 1234 nt
Organism: Trichomycterus rosablanca
Lineage: Eukaryota; Metazoa; Chordata; Actinopteri; Siluriformes; Trichomycteridae
Product: GTPase IMAP family member 9-like
Exons: 3
Coding region: 133-948 (271 amino acids)
Molecular function (GO): GTP binding
Source: RefSeq, a predicted model, not a curated record
CUGGAUCAAUCACAAACACAAGGCCCGACAGUGCAUGAAGAUACUGGAGAGAAGCAAAGUAAAAAAAAAGUAAAACUGAGAACAUAAACAGACACAAAAAGUGAAGAAAACAGUAGAAUUUGUGUAACAGUUAUGUCAUCUACAGUAACAGAUCCAGUAAAAGAUCCAGAGAUCAGAUCUGCUGAGAUGAACCAGGAGGAACGGAGGAUCGUGCUGCUGGGGAAGACUGGUGCUGGGAAAAGUGCAACAGGAAACACCAUCCUGGGAAGAAAUGUAUUCACAUCAGAACGAUCUUUAGAUUCUGUAACAGAACACAGUGAAUGUAAAGAAGCUGUGAUAGGAGGAAAGUUAAUACGUGUGAUUGAUACACCAGGAUUAUUUGACACAAAAGAGGCAAAAAAUGUAAUAGCAUUAGAGUUGUGCAGGAGUGUUUAUCUUUCACAACCAGGAGUUCAUGCUUUCAUUCUGGUUUUCAAAUUUGAUCGAUUUACAAAACUGGAAGAAGAAAUAAUUAAGAGCUUACAGGAGGUUUUUGGUGAGCAGGUUACAGAUCACAUGAUCGUUUUGUUUACUGAUGCUGAGGGUGUUGGAGAAGAAGAAAUAAACAGAAGCAGAAAUGAACAUCUCAGAAGGGUGUUAGAUCAGUGUGGAGGAAGAUUUCACAUCUUUAAUAAUGCAGAACCACAGAACAGACAGCAGGUCACUGAACUUCUGCAGAAGAUAAACAGGAUGGUGCAGCAGAAUGGAGGAGGAUUCUACACUAAUGAGAUGUAUAAGGAAGCACAGGGCUUAACCUGGGAGGAAUUCUGGGAGAAAAACAAGGAAUUCUUUUUAGUCGCAGCUGGUGUUUUAGCUGUAGUGGGGGCUGCGGCAGUGGCAGGAGCAACUUUUGUUGGAGUGGCUGUGGGACUGGUGUCAGGAUGGAUAGUGGGAUAUUUUAGGUGGUAAUUGGAAUUUAGGAAGUAGUUUAUGGUGGUGGGACCAGGAGCAGUUAGUGUAUUAGGUGCAGCUAGAGCUGGUGGUGGGAACAGAGGGUUAUUUUGGGGUAACAGGGUUACAGUGGCUUUAAUUAAAGUGAUUCAGAUUUACAGUAAUCUACACACUUGUUUCGCAGAUUCUCUUUAUUUAAAUUAUCAUUUGAAUAUAAACAGAAAUAUUUAAUUCUAAGUAAAACAUUGUGGUGUGGUAAAUCAUAACCUUUUUAGUUUUUAAUCUUUAAUUUAAUCUGUAUCAG